AUAUCGGACUCAGCGACCCUCGCACAACUACUCUGCUAAAUCUACACACAACAAAAAAAACUGAGAUCGCCGGCAACAAUGGCGAAGCUCACACUUCUCUUCUUCCUUUCCAUUCUCAUCUUCUCCUCAUCCAUCGCUUUCCAAUCAGACGAACUCCUCGUUGACGACGAUGAAUUUGGUCUAGAAGGAGCAAAGCCUCGCUCCACCGAUCUUCACACAUCUUCUUCUUCUUCGCCGCAGCAGCAGCAACAGACUCCAACUAUCCGGAGAAGAUACUCAGAUCCUACCGAUUUGGAUUCCAAAGUCCAAUUUACUCUCGAACAUGCUUUCGGUGACUCCGAUUUCUCCCCCGCCGGUACUUUUUCCGCUCGUCUCAAAACCUGGAGUCAUGGCGGAAAGACAUUAACGAAGCUGCGAUUCUCUAGGAAUGAUUUUUCUGCUGAAGAGAAAGAUGCGUUCAAGAAUCUGCUGAAAGGAGAUGACUUUUAUCGGAUUCGACUUCCAUCUAAUGUGGUCAGUCCACCAGGGAGAGAGUUUGUGAUUGCAUCAGUGAGAGCUAGAUGUCUACCACGGGAUGGCUUGGAUGAGCAUUUCAUUAUACACAUGGAAGGUGCCAACAUCUUGGCAGUUAGUUAUGGUUCUCCUGGGGCGUGUCAAUAUCCUCGACAGUUGAAACUUCCAGCAAAAUGGUCGUUUAACUCUCACACAAUUCUGAAAAGCAGUGAGCAGGCACCAAGAACUCCAAUAUUCACUGAGGAGAUUCUAGGCAGUGAGAAUGUAGAGGGAGAAGUUGAACCACCACCAGAGAGAUCAUUUUGGGCGAAAUAUUGGAUGUAUUUGAUACCGCUGGGACUCGUAGUGAUGAACGCCGUAACACAAGCAUCAAACAUGGCUGAAGAACCCGCAGGUGGACAGGCAGGAGGUGCACAAAUGCAACCAGCUGCUAGGAGAAGAUGAUUCCACUUUUACUUUUCCCAAAGCAAUCAAAGCUGCAGCUGCUAAGAGAUAAUGAUUCAACAGAUCUUCAUGUAGAACCAUCUUGUCAUCAUUUGGUUUUAUGUACCUUUUAAUUUUAAUCCUAGGGAGUUUUUUGGUUUCGGAUUCUCUGAAAAAAUAGCAAAGUCUUUGUCUUUUGUUUGCUGUUGUUUGCAUAGCCAAAAUUGAAGCUUUUUCUCACAAUCUUAAUGUUCUCAAGGUUAGAGUUUUGUUCCUGAUUUUGCUGAAUAUUGCAUUAGAAGAUUGUUCUGAUUGUAGUUAGGCAUGGUGGGUUAGUUUCCUGUUUUUGUUAUGUAAUACAGUUUUGAUCUUUUUUCUUUGGUGUUUGAAGAAUUGUUAUUAUUUUUGAUAAAGUUUCAGUCUUUUU
Messenger RNA from Arabidopsis arenosa, 1363 nucleotides. NCBI's taxonomy places the organism in Eukaryota, Viridiplantae, Streptophyta, Magnoliopsida, Brassicales, Brassicaceae. The record is from the annotation of a GenBank genome assembly.